AUGCAGCUUGUCACAGCUCUCUUGGCCAGCCUCCUGCUGCAAUUCCUGGUGCUCCCAGGACAAUCCCAGCUGGUGGAAAGAAUGCCAGGCUCUGUGGAUCAGGGUGGCAGAUGUCAUUGUGUGGUCCACCUGCCCAGUAAUGCCAUCCCCCUGCAGCAACUGGAGAAGCUACAGAGGACAGCCCAGGAGCUCAUAGGCAAGUAUGAGCAGGAGCUCUCCAGGGUCAGCGAGAACCCAGGCAUCAUUGACUAUCAUGAUAAUCAGGCCCUGGAAAUGACCUACAAGCUACAAUCCAGGUCUGCCAGUGCUUCUCCUGCUUUCUAUGAAGCCCCUGCCUUCAAACUACUUGGCCUGCAGCUGGAGGGAGCACAGCAGUUGGUGACUCAACUUAAGGCCAAGGGAGGAGUGAGUGGCUCUGAGAACCUCCUCAAUCAACUCCAAGGCCAGGUGGCAAAUGCGAGCUUCACCCUCAAGCUUCUAGGUGAUUCUGACAAGCAGAGCUUCCGUGCCCUGCACCAGGAGGUGGAUGUCCUUGAGGGCCGACUGAGCGAGUGUGAGAGGGACAGGAAGCAAGGACAGACCUCCAGCCACCGGAGUCCACCCCUGAUUCCCGGUUCCUGUGCCCAUGGAAUCCUCCAGAAAGUCAGCAGACCUCUUGUGGUACACCUCAAUUGGAGAGGCUUCUCAUACAAGACAGGUGCCUGGGGCCGAGACUCAGCUCCUAAUUCAGUAUCCCCCCUCUACUGGGUGGCUCCUCUGCACAGAGGCGGCAGAUACUUUGACUACUACCGGCUGUAUAAGUCCUUUGAUGACCUGGUGCUGCUUAAGAACUAUGAGGAGAGGAAGAUGGGCUACGGUGACGGCAGCGGCAAUGCUGUGUACAAGAACUACAUGUACUUUAACUACUAUGGAACAGGAGAUAUGGCCAAGGUGGACCUUACCUCUAACACCUUGGUUCUGCGGCGACCGCUGCCUGGUGCUACUUACAACAACCGAUUCUCCUACACUGGCGUGCCCUGGAAGGACAUAGAUUUUGCUGGUGAUGAGAAAGGGCUGUGGGUGCUCUAUGCCACUGAGGAGAGCAAGGGUAACCUGGUCGUGAGUCGCCUCAAUACCAGCACCCUAGAGGUGGAGAAAACCUGGCGCACCAGCCAGUUCAAGCCGACCUUGUCAGGGGCUUUCAUGGCCUGUGGGGUGCUCUAUGCCUUGCGCUCACUGAGCACUCGCCAAGAGGAGAUCUUUUAUGCAUUUGAUACAACCACUGGGCAGGAGCACAGUCUCAGCAUCACCCUGGACAAGAUGCUGGAAACCCUGCAAGGCAUCAACUACUGCCCCUCAGACCACAAACUCUAUGUGUAUAAUGAUGGAUAUCUGAUCAAUUAUGACCUCACUUUCCUGACCCUGCAGCGCCAGCUACCAAGAACACCAGUCAAAAGACCCUUUGGGGUCCAUGCCCCACCCAAACCUGUCAAAACCAACCAACCUGUUACAGCCUUCAGUCCCUAA
Molecule: messenger RNA, 1506 nt
Organism: Echinops telfairi (small Madagascar hedgehog)
Lineage: Eukaryota; Metazoa; Chordata; Mammalia; Afrosoricida; Tenrecidae
Product: olfactomedin-4
Exons: 6
Coding region: 1-1506 (501 amino acids)
Biological process (GO): signal transduction
Source: RefSeq, a predicted model, not a curated record